AAUAAUAUAAAUAUUUGUAGAAUUCAGGAAAAUGAAAAUCAUUACUUCCUCCUCCUACCUCUCGCUUUCGCCUUCUCUGGCUGUCUUUGCUCUCUCGCGAGUUCUUCCUCAGCUUUAUCCUCUCCUUUAAGACGUACGCAGGAAUUCUAGUCCCAAUCCACAUCCUUUCUUGGUUUUUCUCGACUUUCUUCCCAUCUUCGGCCGACGGAGGAGUUGCUGUCCACUUACAGGAUAAAAUACAGGGACUUUGUUGGCUUUCUGAUACCUGCCAUAUUGAAUGGAAUUUGACAUUUCUAAAUUUGCGAGACAGAAAUUCAUGUAGAGGUGCUCUCCCAGUUUCUCUCUUGUAAUUACUGAUACUUGGAACGGAAUUGAAAAUGGAUAUGAAUCCCAUUAAGGAUGUUUUUGAUCGUGUCACAAAGAAGCAAAAGCUGUCCAUUUCUAAAAACCAAGAAGUGAUUGACCAGAUCAUCCAAGAAAUUGAAAGGGAAAUAGGAGCAAUACAGUCAGACUCUCCACUUGAUCCUAAAUCUGUCCUUGCUGAGCUUAAGACAAAGUUACAAGAAAUUGCCCCACUCAGUCAACUGGAAGGCCCACAGAAGAAACUGAACAUAGCACUCAGCAAGUAUCCAAAGCAGAUUGAGAAAUCCUUCAGCCCAGAUAUAUCAAAGGCAUAUAGAAAUGUUGAAUUUGACACCCACAUCGUUAAUGAAAUUAUUGCCAGCCAUUUCUACAGGCAGGGGUUAUUUGAGAUUGGUGACUGCUUUAUAAAUGAGACUGGAGAACCAGAAAGUGCUAAUGCUACGAGAUGCCUUUUCUCAGAAAUGUAUCAGAUACUUGAAGCCAUGAAGACUAAGAACCUUGAGCCUGCACUAAAGUGGGCUGCCACCAACUCGGAUAAGCUGCAAGAAAACAAGUCAGACCUUCAGCUAAAACUCCACCACUUGCAGUUCGUAGAAAUACUACAAAAGCAAAGCAGAAGCGAAGCUCUUCUCUAUCUCAGAACUCACAUAACUCCUUUUGCUACCAAUCAUAUGGCCGAAAUCCAGAAGCUAAUGGCUUGUCUUCUGUGGGUUGGUAAGCUCGAUAACUGCCCAUAUCCCGGGUUACUGUCAUCAGGCAAUUGGAACACGGUGGCUGAGGAGCUAACCUGGCAGUUCUGCAAUCUUUUGGGGCAGCCUUCUGACUGCCCAUUGAGUGUAACAAUAGCGGCUGGGGUUCAAGGGUUGCCACCUCUUCUGAAGUUUAUGACUGUCAUGUCGGGCAAAAAACAGGAAUGGCAGACAAUGAAGCAGCUUCCAGUUCCGGUGGAGCUGGAUCGGGAGUUCCAGUUCCAUUCCAUCUUUGUAUGCCCAGUAUCUAAGGAACAAUCGACUGAUGACAACCCACCAAUGUUGAUGCCUUGUAGCCAUGUGCUAUGCAAGCAAUCAAUCAAUAAGAUGUCAAAGAAUGGCACCAAAACUUUUAAGUGUCCUUACUGUCCAUCCGAUAUUGAUGCGGCACAAUGUAGGCCGAUGUUUUUCUGAUGUUAAACCUAAUAUGUGCAUUUGGUUGUCAGAAGAUUUUCUGUUGCUGAAUGUUGUGUAGAAAGAAACUAGUCUCAUGUAGCCAAGGCCACGGUGAUGGUAGCGAAAGCCCUUGUGUUGUUGUGUCUCAUUUGUUGAUGCAUUUGUUGUAAAUAAAAUUCUCAAUUCUUUUCACAUUUUGAUGGAAAGUGAAGUCAGCUGCUUCGCCAGUUAUAAAGGAAAGCAGGCAUGCUCUGACUCGCUCUUGGUA
Tripterygium wilfordii is the source of this 1776-nucleotide messenger RNA. RefSeq names its product protein RMD5 homolog. The transcript is spliced from 3 exons. Gene Ontology annotation, molecular function: protein binding; ubiquitin protein ligase activity. The record is from RefSeq and is a predicted model, not a curated record. NCBI's taxonomy places the organism in Eukaryota, Viridiplantae, Streptophyta, Magnoliopsida, Celastrales, Celastraceae. Gene Ontology annotation, cellular component: GID complex; cytoplasm; nucleus. Bases 378 to 1526 code for a protein of 382 amino acids. Gene Ontology annotation, biological process: proteasome-mediated ubiquitin-dependent protein catabolic process.